Molecule: messenger RNA, 7926 nt
Organism: Pyrgilauda ruficollis (rufous-necked snowfinch)
Lineage: Eukaryota; Metazoa; Chordata; Aves; Passeriformes; Passeridae
Gene: TMEM200B
Product: transmembrane protein 200B
Exons: 2
Coding region: 178-1470 (430 amino acids)
Source: RefSeq, a predicted model, not a curated record
CGUCCCGGCGGCGGCGAGCGGGGAGCCGGGAUCCCAACACCCCGCUGCCUCCUGCCGCUCCAUGGCCCCGGCCGAGGCGGCGGACCCCAGCUCCCGCUGCCCCCGGGGCACCGGCCCCGGCCCCGGCGGGAGGCGCACGGCUCGGCGGCCGCCGGAAUUGUGGCUGAGCCAGAGACGAUGACUGCAGAGAGCGCCGAAUCCAACGGGCCUAUGCGGGAACCGGAGCACGGAGGGCCCAAGGUGCCGGUGCCCCCCGUCCCCCCGCGGCGCCAGGGCCGCCGCCUGCGGCGCAAGUCCCCGACGGAGCCCCCGCUGAAAGGGCAGCUCCGCAUGCGCUCACCCGCGGGGGCCUUCGUCAUGGUGGGCAUCUCGGUGGUCCUGGUGGGCAUGACCAUUGCUGUGGUGGGCUACUGGCCCCACCGGGGACAUGGGGGCACUGGGGCCGGCACGGGGAACACCAGUGUGGUGGGGGACACCAGAAGGGAGGCGGCAGCCGGGCACCACAUGCCCCACAGCGAGAAGCUGAAGCUGAUCGGCCCCGUCAUCAUGGGCAUUGGGCUCUUUAUCUUCAUCUGCGCCAACACGAUGCUGUACGAGAACAGGGACAUGGAGACCCGGCAGCUGAUGCAGAAGGGGCUCUACAGCCUGACAGUGGGGCUGCCCAAGGGGACCAGCCCCGAGGACGGGCACUGCCAGCACAGGGACAGCCAGCCCUUCCCCAAGGCCAAUGCUGAGUGCGUGGAGGGCUGUUACCAGGUGGACCUGUCCUGUCAGCCCUGCCCCAGCCCUGGCAGCAAGUGGUCCGACUGCUACGGCCCCAACCGGCUCCAGGCCAUGGCCGAGUUCCUGCAGCACCCGGCAGCUUCCCCCGCGACCUCUCUUCACAGUCUCCGCUCCACCGAGGUCAACCUGAGCCUCCCGUGCCGCGCUGGAGCCGAGUCCCUCCUGUCCUCGGCCGUGGGAGCCUUGACACUGCCCAUCAUCAAGCUCAACAACUGCUUGCUGGACGGGGCAGCACGGGGGGCUGGCGGGAGGGCAGAGAGGGACCCUGCUGAGCAUCCCCCCAAAACAUCACAGCUCUCCCGAGCUCCGCUUUCCAUUGGUGACGGCACCGCACCCUGCGGCCAGGAUGGUGAUGGUGGUGGUGGCCACGUUGUCAUCAGCGUGGAUGACAGCUGUCCCAGCGUGGAGCCGCUGGUGGAGCUCAGCCCCGAUGUGCACCUCCACGCCCCAGGACACUCCAAAUCCCUGGACCUUGGCCGGCCGGGGGUGUUGCUGGUGGCCCCCAUCAAGGACCGUAAGAACCGGAGCUGGCCCCGGCUGGACCACGUCAGCCUUGUGGGCUACGCCAAACUGGAAAGCACUGGCGAGUCCCUGGACCAGCUGCUGGAGCCCAGUGAGCCCCCAAGCCAGGGCGAGCCCCUGCCCAGCUCCUGGGUGGUGGGGAUGGAGCAGGGCACGCAGGUCUGAUGUCCCCAGCACCUUUGGGGACUGUAACAUCCCAGUCCCUCAUCUUGGCCCCCAGCAACCCCAAAACCCCACAUCCAGGAGGGGUUUGGGAGUGGCAUUUUUAAGCCAAUGCCAAGAGGAAGGUCCUGACCCUCCGCUCCUGGGCAAGGACUCGCCUAGGUGGGAUGUCCUUCCGGGUAGAUGCCCUUGGCCUUACAAGACCUUCUCCUGGUGGCUUUUCCAGAGGAGUCCUUGCUUUGAGACCCCACACAAAUUGUGGGAUAGGGACAUGGGGGCGGGUGAAACCCCACCAGCCCCCACAAUACUUUAUCUCAGCAGGGUUGGGGUGGGGAGAUGCUUUGGGGGGUGGUGUCCCCUUGUCCAGCCUCAACCCACCAAAAAAUUUGCUUGGCCAGAGCACGUAGGCCCAACGGGGCUAUUAAAUAUUAUCUGGAUGCCAUGUGGUCAUGCCUUGCCUCCUCCUCCUCUUGCCUGUGGGAUGCUGGGAGGGGCAGUGCCUGCGGCAGUCUGGCCAGAGGGUCUGUGAGACCUUGUGCCCCCACCCAGACUCCACUGGAGAAGGGAUGCUCCAUAAUCAGUUGCUCAACAUUCACAGGAUGAGGUGAUAAGUGCAAGGUUUGGGAUUUUUAUGGAGAGAAGGGAUGUAAAAAAGGUGCCCAAGGAGUUGCAAGCAAGGUGCUGCUGCCCACUUGGGGUGCAGCAAUUCUGAGAGCCUCUCAGUGGAUCUGAGUUUGUGCUGGUUUUUGGUGGGAUGGAGGAUGCAGGUGGUGGGAGGAAGGAUGUGAAGGGACAGAAAGGUAGACCAGGUCCUUUUGGUGCUGUUCUGAUACUUGAUGCCUGUUGGAUGCAGCGCAGGAACUGUAUGGGAUGAGGCCAGAGAGGCAGCCUCAGCACUGGGGUAGAUUCCUGGAGAAAAGGGAGCUGGGGGUUCAUCCCAUCCCUGCUUACUCCCUCCAGCUCUCUCGGGCAGGAGGAGCCCCAGGAUGCCAGGGCAUGUGGAUGUAUGGAUUGGAGAGAUGAGACUAGCACAGCUCUGCUCUCCAGCAGCUUGGGAGGCUUCAAAAUGGCUGUGGCAGCCUAGAUGGGAUCUUUGCCUUUUACCUUCCCAAAACCAGGGUCUGUUGGGAUAGCUGAAAUCUCUUUUAUGUGUAUGAAAUGUCUGGGGGGGGGAGGUGUUUUAUUUCUGUCUCUGCUUCUCCUUCUCUGGUCUUGAGCACAAAGUGUCAGACCUUGCAAACUUUGGGAACAACGUCCUUCUCCAGAUCAAAACAUCCCAGUAAAAUAAUUUGGAAAUUGCCUUUUCUACCCCAGCCCCCUCUUCUCCCAAAAAGCAGCCCCCACAGUGCUUUGAUGGCAGGGGGUUCUACUUUACAGGGAGAAGUUGUCUCUGUUUCCAAUGCCAGCCCUCCCAGAGAGCUUGGGUACAGCUUCCCCCAUGCAGGGACCAGAGGUGGGACCGACAGCUGUGGUUUGGGCCCAGCUGCAUCCCAAAGGAUUCUCUGGGAGUGAUACCAGCCCAAGCUCAGCUAUUUAUUUGGCUACUUAAUCUCAACAGUAUUUAGGCACUGAUUCAUUGCAAUAAACAGCAACAAGAAAAAGUCACCAUUGGGGUCUGCCCUGGAGCAGGAUUGAGAAGUGCCAGAAGGUUGUUUUUGUCCGAAAAUAACUUUUCCCUUCAGCUUAACCAUCUGCAGCCAGAGCUAAUGCCAGGUCCUGGGCCAUGCUUUGGGAACUGGCAGCAAGAAAUUGAAGCCCAAAAUGCCACAAGGAGCUGCAUGAGAAGCUACUGGGGGUGUUUGUUUUAUUUUUUCCCAUUCAUUUUCAGCUGAGGCUCAGUCUAACUGUGGGAAAUGGCUGGAUUUGCAGGGCAACCUGCCUGGACCAUGUGCCUGCACCAGCAUCAUCCUCUUGCCCCAUCCUCCUGCUGCCCCAUCCUCCUUCCCAGCUCAGCAGCAUCCUCCAGGGGAGGCAUUUCUGAGUCACACAGGGAUAAUUUCAAAAUGCAAAGCAGCUUGAUUAAUUAAUCUGGCAGGGUGAGAAGCCCUGUGCCUUCUCCAGGGAAGAGCAGCAUCUGUGCAUCGCUCACCUUCAGCUCUGUCUGUGCACACUGUUCCCAGAGUAUUUGUGGGAUAUUAGCAGUGCUGGUUUCAGUGGAUGGAUGCCAUGUAUGCUGUCCUCACAGUGUUCUGGGAAUUAACUGGGCAAGGUGAGGCUGGGUUAGAAACAGAAAUCAAAAGAGGAAGUAAAAAUGUACACCCUGGAUGGAUCCCUCCAUUGACUGCUUGGCUGCAGAGUUGUGAAGUGGAACAAUCCUGGGAGCCCUGGAGAUGCCACACAGCCCAGCCUGUGAAGGGCAGUGCUUGGUGGUGCCUUCUGUCCUGCUCAGGAACAGGCUGCAUACACUAUGGACUAAAUACCCAGCUUCAUCACCCCCCAGGGUAUCCCACCCCAGGAGGUGGCCACUGCAGGAAAACAUUCCUACCAACAGAAGGGGUGUUUAAUCAUAAACAUCAGCAGAGAAAGUUGGGGGAUUGUUCCCAACACCAAUGUGUCCAUGUUGAUGACGACUGACCCUGGGGGACCCUUGGACCAGAGGAUGGAGGCUGGAGAGACCAAGGGCAAUUGCAGUUAUCCCCCAGCACCAAGAGACCUCUCAGCUGGUGCAUGGCUACAGGACAGCUUAGUUUGGGCCAAAAAUGGAUAAAAUAGGGAAAAUGGAUUGAGGGAACCACUGCCACAGGCUGUGUGUGGGAGAUGUGCCCUCGGGAGGUGCAGACCCCGCUGGUGGCUGUGAGGGGGUCUCUCACGCCUGGGGACACCCCAGUAGUGCCAGCAGGUCUCCAGAUUUGCUGCUGGGACACCUCUGUCCCCAGGGAGCACAACAACCACAGCUGGGGACAAUCACUCCCUGAUACUUCUCAGCCCUUGGCUGGUUUGCAGCUCUUUCUCCUUCCUCUGCCUCCUCCUCCUCUCCCUGCAGUGGGGUAGGUCACAGCCAUGAAUCUGCUUGGCCAGAGUGCCCUUCCUUAAGAUUUAAGGUCUGUGAGAAGGCGAGGGCCCUGCUCCCAGUGUGUACUUGCAGUACAGCCAGGAGUGAGUGAUCCCAGCCAUAAAUCUCCUGCCGAGGUGUGGGGAAGAUGACGCGUGGGGGUCGGUGUGACCUGUGCUGGGGGAGCGGUGUGAUGAGUGCAGGCGUGUUCCCCAGGUCUGUAACACCCUGGCCCUUUUCGCAGGGGGCUGAUUUCUGUUGUUUUAUUUUAAAGAAGGGCAAGAGUGUGAUACAAAAUGCUUCUCUGCAUUAAUGAGCCAGCACUGAGCCGAAGGCACCCAUCCUAGUGCUUCCCAGUACCCAGGGGAGCUGGAACAGGUCUGGAGCUGGGGUGGGGUUGGGAGAAGUUGCUUAAUUAUUUUUAAUUGCUUUUUCUGUGGGUUUGGGGGCGUCCUGUGUAGGUUCUCUGGCAUCCAAGGCUCUGCACAUUAAUCCUACUGUAGAAAUGGGCUGAGCAAUGUGGGAUGGAUUGCCCUGGGGCUGGUCCUGGGUUAAAACCCAGAGUUCCCUCAGUGUUGUCAGCAUCUGUGUGACGUGUCCUGACAGCUGAGCACCGGCAUGGGGCUGGAGCCCAAAUCUCUGGGGCUGUGUCUUGGAGCCUAUGCUGGGGGCAAAAAGCAAAAGAUGCCCAUGAACCUGCAGGAAUCUGUGCUGGUGCUUCCUUGGGUGAUUGAGGACGGAGCAGGGAUGAAUCCAAGGCCAUUGACGCAGCUGCUGCAGGACCUGAGGUAAUUCCCCACCUGGUUUUGGCCAUUCUUUUGUGCUUCAUUUUCUCCAGUGAUUGAUAGAGCUCAGAGCUGAGCUCAGCAUGUCCAGCCUGGCCCAUUGACAACAUAAUUCCUCCCUUUCAAUCCCAUUUGUCUCAGACCCUGGGCUCUCCCAGCAGGAAGGGAUGGAGUCACCCCGCUGCUGCCUGGCUCCCACAGCAAUUCCCUCAGGAGCCCUGAGAGCAGCCCUGAUCCUCCAGGAACACAACUGGCUGCUGAGCCCAAAAACCGGGAGGAACAGCCUAAAAAUAGUCUGGGCUGUAAUAAACUGGUGAUUUAAUGGGAACUUUCUCCUCCUGAUGUGACAGCUGCUUCUGCAGGUUGAGUUCUGGGAUGGAGACAUGAGGAAGGACCAGGGAUGGGUGAUGAAGGAAAGCGACUUUUGUGGCUUCUUCCCAAAGAUUGGGACCUCCAAGACAGAGUCAUUGCCUUUGGUGUGGGAUCUGGGGCUGGGAUGGGUGUGGGGCCACCCAGGAGUGCAGACUUGGCCCGUCGGGAGCUGCUGCCUCCUGCGCAGCUGGAACAAGGGGUUGGGGUUUUAUUUAUUUGCAUCUGGAUUGCCAUGGUAUUUGUUUGCCUAACAUUUUCCCUAGCUUGUAGCAAGGCAAAAUGCCACAGGCAACAUUACCACACCCCCUCCUCCUCUGGCUGUGAGGUGGAUAAAGGCACCCUGCGCUUGGGACACUUACCCAGAGGGGCUUUGGGGAGCUUUGAGGAAAAGCCUUUCCAGUCUCCUGGGAUGGCCCCAGACUGCUCAGCAUCGAGGUGGGUGUUUGCUGUCCCUGUGCACAAACACUGGGGAAAUAAGCUGAGGACACUUUUCCCCUGGACAUUUUGGAUGGGGGUUCCAGUGCCACCGGUGCUGGGGUGUUCCUUCACUGGCGAUGGCAACACUCCUGCCCAGCAAAGCACCAUGGUUUGGGUGGAUGGGCAAUGUGGGACCAUAUCCCUGGUGCCACUGAUGUCCCUGCAGUGUCCAGGACAGGGAUGUGCCAGAAGUCCCUUGGGAGCCAUCAGCCCCAUGUCCCCUCCCUGUGGAAGUCCCAAGGCUGAUGAUGGUGUUUCUGCCAGGACACACUGGUGCAGUCCAGCACAAUCCCAUAUUGUUGGAGCUGGUAGCUGUGGGACAGACUGGGACCCACAGGAGCUUGACAAGAGCUUGGAGCUGCUCCCCAGGUGAUGCUCAAUAGAGCCAAAAGUGGGAGCAGGUGAUGCCAUUGAGCAGGGGACUGACAUCCCAAAGUGAAGGUAAGCAAAGGGAUGAAGCCAUUUAUUGGUUGGUUGUCUGCAGACACGAGGUUUUUGGGGAUGUGGUUCGUACCCAGCCACAACCCCUCACACCAGUGCAUUGUCUGAAGAUGCUGGGACCUCCCCAACCUCAGCUCCCCAGGACAGGGCUGUUUUCAGCAUGGCCCUGCCAGGCUGGGGAGGGCAGGAGCCUGGGAGAUGACAGGACCUGGCUCUGCCACAGAGCUGUGAGUGAGUCAUGCUGCUGUGACACUUACGGGAAAGCAGCUCCAGUGGUGGCAGCUUCCCAACUCUCCAGGGUCAGGUUCUGAGCCUCCUUGGUAAUUCUGGCUUUACAGGACACUGAGAUUUAGUACUUGAAAGCAACCUGUCCAGGGUCAGGGUGGAAGUGGUGAUGGCUGUGUGGGAGCAAUGAGAAUUCAGAGCUUUUAGCAGGACAUGCCAUGUGCCACCCUUCUCUUUCUGCCUGCUAGGGAAACCAAGGCACAGGGAGGUACCACAGCCAGCCCCUGGGCUGCCCCUGCCCCCGGGGAAGCUCUUCCCAGCCAAUUUCCAGUCUCCAGCUGCCCUAACUGGGCCUCUGGCUCUUGUUCUCUGUCAGGCCUGCAGCCAAGAUGCCCUGUCAGCUUUUUGUGCCUUAUUUUUGUCCCUCCUAAAGCUGCUGUAAGCCAGAAAAAAAAAUUAGAUAGGACCAAAAUAUAGAUGGAUUUGACAUUUCCCCCCACUCCAGUUGAGUCACACUCACUUGGGCAGCAGCGGCUGAGCACACGUCUCUCAUGGGCUCACCACAAAUUCCAUAGCUCAAAGGAUGGUUUUAUAUCAAGUGAUGCUUCUUUGGGGCAAACUUGAACUCUGGGAAUUGCUUCUGGCCUUUCUGGGGGCUUUGGUUCCACAUGUAACCACAAUGGGAACUGUUUAAAGGGUCUGAAGGCACCAAGAACCCAGGGAAAUGAUGGCCCAGGGCUGGGAGAGCUUUGGCACUAUUGUAGCUACAUUUGGAGGCUUUGGUUUAGGCUGGUAAAACCAAGUCACCACAAAGCCAGGCUAAGGAGAGAAACCUGGAGGAAGGUGAGGAGGAAGAAGAGAAUUCAGUGCCAGGGAGAGUUUUGUUUGAAGGUUUAUUGAAAAAUGCAAUACAAGAAGCAAUACUGAACACUUAGGUCUGCCUAAACACUAUGGCAACUUUCCCUUUGAUUCACUAUGAAAAUCCAAAAUAACAGCUCCCAUCACUAGUUGACCUAGAAAGUUUUGCCAAUUUUAAAAGUUCCUAUUUUUAUAAAGAGUUGUAAAUGCCUAACCUAGACAAUUCACAAUUGCCUUAAAAAUUUUUUUACAAAGCUCCUUCAUCUUCUCAACAAAAUCAUUUAUUUUUUUUUUGUUUUUUACAAGUUU